Messenger RNA from Effrenium voratum, 2118 nucleotides. NCBI's taxonomy places the organism in Eukaryota, Dinophyceae, Suessiales, Symbiodiniaceae. The record is from the annotation of a GenBank genome assembly.
GUGCUCAUCAAAUCAAGCAGAUUACCAACGCAUCGAGUUGUGAGGAAUCAAAGUCUUGCAGCGGCCAUGGCAGCGAGUUCCAGGAGAGCCCGAGGUGCGUGUCUCGGCCUCCUCGGGAUUGUGCUGACGGCCCGGGUCUUGGGAUGGAGCGUUUGCAAAUGAAAGGAUUUUCGUUUCAGGGGUCCCCAUCCGCCCGCGACUUUGCCGGAGCUCGGCGGAAGGACCGUAACAGCCGCCCGCCAGAGGUGUCAAAACCAGCGUUGGCAGUGGCUCUCCGCGCCAUACCAUUUGAAGAGGAUGAAUAUCCUCGUCUCAGCGAUUUGGACGAAGAACUUCCUGACCUUGAAGAGCGCGCAGUGAACCGGCGAAUCAAGAACAAGGAAACAAUGCCGUUUCUGGAAAGAGAAGCGGUUGUGAAGAGGAUUGUCGACGAAAUAGAGCAGACCCGCAAGCGAAAGGCCAACAAGCCAACGAUCGUGGGCUUGUGGAGCCCGCGGGGCACAGGCAAGACAUCGCUUGUACGACACCUGGCUCUGAACGACUCUCACUUUGCAGAAAGCCGAAGAUGCGGACGGCUCUUGGUACUUACUGCGCAAGAAUUGAACUGGGUGAGACUGGAAGAUAUUUCGCUUGUGACUUCUGCAAUGAUGGCGUGGCACCUUUGCAAUUUCUUCAGAGGCUACUCCGUAGAGUUGAGUUCUGGGCAGGUUGUCAAUUUCCGUGGCGCUGAUUUCUUUCGUGUAGUGGAGGUACUCAAAGAACCACCUCCCCGUCCCCCUGCAUUUUCUUGUGAUUGUUGGAUUCAAUCAUAUUGCCAAACCCCUGAGGAGGCAUUCGAGCAGUGGCAAGAGCUAACAGCCGCAGCCUUCAAUGCAACGCCAGAGUGUGGUUUUUAUGUCUUCCUGGAUCAAGCGGAGUGGCUUGUGAGGGCGUCAUCUUUCACAGUUGUAUUUAGCCAGUUCCCGCAGGACGUGGCCAUGUUUUGCGCCAGCACAAUGAACAUGAACAACAGGACAUCCGAGGAGAAAGCGCUGCUGAAUGUCCAGGAAUUGCCGUCUCUGGCGCCAUUGUCACUGCAAGCGGCCAGACAAUCCAUGAAGGAGUGGAGAGCUACGCAGUAUGCGGAGGAGGACUUCAAUCAGAUACAUUUUCUGUCUGCUGGCAUACCCCAGCUUCUGUCGUGGGCUUUCUACAGUGAUGAGUCAACUGUUCACGCUGCCCGCGCCAUGAUAUUGGACGAGUUGAAACACACAUACCCAGAAGUACCCUCCUACUUCAAUCAGCGAGAAGUUGCUUUGGCGCUGAUUCUUUGCUCGGCGGUUCGAUGGCCAGUGGCAGAUCACGUGCCUGGAACAUCACUAAGGUGGUCUGACAUCUUCAGCGCUGGAGCAGCGUUUCCAGAUGGUAUGUCGUCCGUGCGUGUUCCACGGCUGUGGUGGUGUGAGGAUGUCAAGAUCAAAGACAAACUCCAAGGUGAUUUGAAAGAGCUGAGCAUUGACCUGAACGGUCUCUUGCCAGAUUAUUUGAAGUUGAAGGCAGGGGGCACGACUGAGAGGGCGAAGCCAUGGGGCGACUUGGUUGCGAACUCCCUGGCUGCGCGGUUCCGCCUUUACUGCAUGGCACAAAAAGUGAGUGCUGAAGUCACCUGGGUCCCUUUUCUGGAGAUCUACCCUACGGAGGAUCCACAUUUGCGAGCUGUUUUGAGGCCCUUCGAAGUGUGCUGGAGUGAGGGCGUGGAUUAUGUGAGGGACAGUGAAGCCAGUGUCGAAAGCAAAGCCGGGAAGGCCAUCAAGUCCAACCGGAAUUUUGAAACGGCUCACCACGACCUUUUGAUCCCUGUGAAACGCAAGGCAACUGGUAAUCUCGAGUUCAUUGCAGUGCAAUGUUGUUGUGGGAAGAAAAAGCGGGCAGACCGCCUGAAGUUCCAGGACAAGGUGAAGAAGGAUAACGUUGAGGACAUGCAAAAUGUGUUGCUGCAGAUUUGCAGUGAGUCUGAAGGCUGGCAGAAUUCUUCAAACAAGAAAUGGGCCAGACGCCAGGAGGAGAAGAAAUACUCUCUCAUGAGUUGCGAGACUAUCAUUGCGCAGCUGGACGUGCUGAAACUCCUGUGAAUGUAUG